UUUCCGCCGCGCAGCUUCCGUAGAGGAAGAACGCUCCCCUCGCCCACACUGCUGCUAGCUAGCUAGCUAGCCCUUCCUUCCGAUUACCGGCACAUUCGCUGCAUGAUGGCCGAGGGAGGCGGACCCGACUCGGGCGGCGCGGCUGACUCCGACUCGGAGCCGGUUGCCGCACAAAUGCCCGCCGCGUCCACCGAAAACCAAAAACAGACUAUCGGCUCGCUGGUGAAAACUACCCUGAGAAAGGGCGAUGAAUGGUAUCUUGUGGACAGCCGAUGGUUCAAACAGUGGAAGAAAUACGUGGGCUUCGACAGCUGGGACAUGUACAACGUUGGCGAGCGCAGCCUCCAUCCGGGACCUAUUGACAACUCGGGGCUGUUCUCAGACCAGGAAACGCAGGUCUUGAAAGAGCACCUGAUAGAUGAGCUGGACUAUCUCCUCGUUCCCACUGAGGCGUGGAAUAAGCUUGUCAGCUGGUACGGCUGCCUCGAGGGCCAGAGACCCAUUGUCAGGAAGGUUGUUGAACAUGGCAUGUUUGUCAAACACUGCAAAGUGGAGGUCUACCUGCUGGAGCUCAACCUGUGUGAGAACGACAACAUGGACAAUGUGGUCACACGCCACUUCAGUAAAGCCGACACUAUUGAUACCAUAGAGAAAGAGAUGAGGACAUUGUUCAAUAUUCCGCUAGAGAAGGAGAUACGGCUGUGGAACAAGUACAUGAGCAACACCUAUGAGCAGCUGAACAAGCCCGAUAGCACUGUACAGGAUGCUGGCCUCUUCCAGGGGCAGGUGCUUGUCAUUGAGCGUAAGAAUGACGACGGGACGUGGCCCAGGCAAGCCUCCCAUUCCAAGUCGAGUACGACGCCAUCCAGGGCUUUCACCACCUCGCCAAAGCUCUCCUCCAACUCUUCAGCCAGUAUCUCCUCGGCAGUCAUCAAUGGGAACAGCAGCUGUAGCGCUGGUUACACGCUCAACAACAGCGCCACCUCUGGCAGCAGGCAAGAACUGGGCGGCUAUAAUUCGUACAGCUCCUCCUAUAACUACAGAGAGUCGCAGUCGCAGCCUGGCCUGUGUGGUCUCAGUAAUCUCGGCAACACGUGCUUCAUGAACUCUGCUCUCCAGUGCCUGAGCAACGCGUCGCCGCUCACAGAGUAUUUCCUCAACGACCAGUACGAGGCGGAAAUUAACCGAGGGAAUCCACUGGGAAUGAGGGGUGAGAUUGCAGAGGCCUACGCUGACCUGGUGAAGCAGAUGUGGCUCAACCGCAGCAGCUCUGUGGCUCCACGCACCUUCAAAACCCAGGUCGGCCGCUUUGCCCCCCAGUUUUCGGGGUAUCAGCAGCAGGACUCCCAAGAGCUGCUGGCCUUCUUACUGGACGGGCUCCACGAAGAUCUGAACCGCGUCAAAAAGAAGCCUUAUCUGGCCCAAAGGGAUGCUGAGGGCCGUCCCGAUGAGAUUGUCGCCAAGGAGGCCUGGAAAAACCAUCGCUUGCGCAACGACUCGGUGAUCGUUGACAUCUUUCACGGCCUCUUCAAAUCCACUUUGGUGUGUCCUGAGUGCUCGAAGGUGUCGGUGACCUUCGAUCCCUUCUGCUACCUCACUCUGCCCCUGCCCAUGAAGAAAGAUCGAACUAUGGAGGUCUUUCUGGUGCGAUCAGACCCGCAGUCCAGACCCACACAGUAUCGGGUUGUUGUUCCCAAGCUGGGUACGGUGAUGGACUUAUGCAGCGCCUUGUCCAGACUCUGCGGAAUUCCUCCGGAAAAUAUGGUGGUGGCUGAUGUUUAUAAUCAUCGCUUCCAUAAAAUUUAUAGACGGGACGAUGGUCUCAAUCAAAUCAUGGAAAAGGAUGACAUCUUUGUGUACGAGGUGCAGGAGGAGGACAGCGAGAGGAUGAACCUGCCCGUGUAUUUCAGGGAGCGACACUCCAAGCACGCCGGCAGCUCCACCAGCACCAUGCUGUUUGGCCAGCCUUUACUCAUCACUGUGCCCAAGCAAAACCUCAUCGCGGACGUUCUUUAUGACAGGGUUCUACAGAGGAUCGGACGUUAUGUAAAACGUCCGCAGAGCGCAGGGAGCGAGAGCAGAGCCUCGGCUUCAGCCACCGUCGCCAGCUGCAGUCAAGUUCCUGAAUGUUCCACAUCAUCGAGUGUCAGCGCCAGCCUGGGCGGCUGCGGUAGUCCCUUGUCGGAGAGGGUCUCCUGCGGUGCCAGCUCUAGUAACGGCAGCAACCACUCUGGGGCCUGCACUGAAACUAACGGCCUAUAUGACGGGGAGGAGGAGGAGGCCAUGGACCACCAGGUGAGCCCAGAGCCAGAAAACGGCCAGUCUGAAGAGGAGGACGAGACGUCGGACUUGGAGAAUGGGUCGAAAGAGGGCGAGGGCAAGCCGGGCUCCUUACCGGCCAAGCUCUUCACGUUCAGCGUGGUCAACUCGUACGGAACGGCCAACAUCAGCGCGCUGCCGUGUGACGGAAACGUCCUCAAACUUAAUCCGCAUUCCACUGUGGCCAUCGAUUGGGACUCUGAGUCUAAGAAGAUGUGUUACGAUGAACAGGAAGCAGAGGCUUAUGAGAAACACGAAAGCAUGCUCCAGCCUCAAAAAAAGAAAGCCACAGUGGCUCUGAGAGAAUGCAUCGAGCUCUUCACCACCAUGGAGACGCUUGGCGAACACGAUCCGUGGUACUGUCCCACGUGUAAGAAACACCAGCAGGCCACAAAAAAGUUCGACCUGUGGUCCUUGCCGCGCAUUCUGGUCGUUCACCUCAAGCGCUUCUCCUACAACCGAUGCUGGAGGGACAAACUGGACACCGUGGUGGAUUUUCCCAUCAGGGAUUUGAACAUGUCUGAGUUUUUAUGCGACCCCAAGGCCGGGCCUCACACUUACGACCUCAUUGCGGUGUCCAACCACUACGGAGGCAUGGGAGGAGGCCACUACACAGCUUUCGGCAAGAAUAAAGUGGACGGGAAGUGGUAUUACUUUGACGACAGCAGCGUGUCGUCUUCCUCAGAGGACCAGAUUGUGACUAAAGCAGCCUACGUGCUGUUCUAUCAGCGCAGAGAAGAGGAAGGCCACUCCUCCAAAACGCCGCCGUCCGCCUCGCUGGGAGGAGCCCCCGACGCUGCCGACGACCACAUGGACACAAACUGAAGGAAAAGCCAAUAGACGUGCAGACGCCGCUUCAGAGACAAAGGCCACCAGACAAAUCCAUAUUAGUCCGCCAUAACAAUAUCCUUUCUGAUUUAUAGGAGGGGGAGGGUGGGUUGUUGUGAAUCGGUUCGAAACCACGAGGAGAAAUAUGAACGGGCGGAAAGUUUAAAAUCCGAAUAGACGCUCGGCUCGCCAAGGUAUGUAUGACGACACGCAAACACAGCCUGACUCAUUGAAGGGAGGCACUUUGAAUUGUUGAUGAAUACAGCAGCGGGCGGGGCAAAUGGCCGACAUUUCCAAACCUUUUGAACCCUGUGCGUCCUUCACGCCUCCCUGAUUACGAACACCAAUGCAGCCCUGUGCGGAAAUGCUGAAAUGGUUACGUUGUCUGUUGGGACGCUCCCGUUCAAAUCGGACAAGCCUGUGAUGGGCAUACGCCAGGGAUGGGCAAACUUUUGGGCCGUCUGUCCACUAUGAACCAGAACCACAUACUUCCUCCCAGUUCAAUGAAAGGAAAACCACAACUAAGCGCUAAACACCCAAACUGUUAUUUCCACACACCCACAAGGCAUGCUGGGUAGUCCAGCUGCAACAACCGUAUGAACUAUGAACAAUAAAUUGGAUGCGAAGAGUAUGCUAACUCCCCUUGUUUACUUCUGAUAAGAUCUCAGCAUAUUUUGCAAACAAACGCAGCAAAAUGUUGGAGAAAGACCACAAGCUGCCCAGCAUGCCUUGCGGUGGGAAUAUAUGUGUGGAUACAUAUUGGUAUUCCCGCAUGGUGCGUUACUUUGUGUUGUUUGGACGGCUUUUCUGUACAAGCCGCAGAUUACAUCUGACUAUUUUGGUCAGAUACACUUCCAGGUGAAUACCUUAAAAAAAAAUAAAAUAAAUAAAUACCCCGGGGGCAGCAGUUGAACCAUCCCUGGCAUAUGCCGAUCAAUGCCUUUCAAAGCCGAUCACCUGUGGCUCGUACUAUUGCAGCAUGUACCCUGUUGCGAGCGUAGAUCCUGCUAGAAAGAUAUCAAACUCUCGUGGUUCUCUCUUCCUCGGAGAAUCCCGGGCCUUCUAUCUUACGGAGCACGCCUGAGCUAGUCAAAAUAUUCAUUCAUUCAUUUUCUACCGCUUUUCCUCACGAGGGUCGCGGGGGUGCUGGAGCCCAGCUGUCUUCGGGCGAGAGGCGGGGUACACUCUGGACUGGUCGCCAGCCAAUCACAGGGCACAUAUAGACAAACAACCAUUCACACUCACAUUCAUACCUAUGGACAAUUUGGAGUCGCUAAUUAACCUAGCAUGUUUUUGGAAUGUGGGAGGAAACCGGAGUACCCGGAGAAAACCCACGCAUGCACGGGGAGAACAUGCAAACUCCACACAGAGAUGGCCGAGGGUGGAAUUGAACCCUGGUCUCCUAGCUGUGAGGUCUGCGCGCUAACCACUCGACCGCCGUGCUGCCCCUAGUAAAAAUAAAAUAGCGAAAAAGUGGGGCUUUACCAAAAGGAGAAACGCACAGAAAACAAAAUCCUCAAUCCUUAUGUGAGACAAGAACGCACACGGCUUUCUGUGUUUCUAAAGAUAAUAAAACGGCUAAAAAGGGAGCUAAGAAUGCCGGUCUAUUCCGACUAUAAACAUCAAUUCCCAUCAUUUGAUGACGUUAUUAACAUCCGGCAUAAUAACACCUCGCCACAAUACACCAGUUAGCUAUUGGCAAGCUAGUGACUAGCUUCGCCACGUUACUAGCACACACUGCUGCUGUUUAUAUUUUGGGAACGUUUACUAAUAACAGAUGUGUCCCGUUACAUGCAUUAAUUAGCUGCCUCCUUUUAGCUAUUCAUGUCUCACAUAAUGAUUGUGAAUGAUGUGCACGUUUCCUUUAAGAAUAUUGCGCCUCUUGGUCAGAUGGAGGCGGGGCUAGCAGCAUCCAGCCAAUGACGUUAGUGCCCUAUCCUACUAGUCUUGACACAUUGAGCUCCGUGAAAGACAGUUAAAGGACGUAAAAUGAUGCCUCAUGUAGAGAAUGCCCUGCUAUAUGCCAUCCCAGUUGGACAAUUACCGUCGUCAUGGAAUGCCGGUACCAUUUCACGCUGUACGUCACGCCUCGACACGUCGGUAGCCAGCCCCCCCCCCCCCCCCCC
This is a messenger RNA of Doryrhamphus excisus (bluestripe pipefish), 5273 nucleotides long. RefSeq names its product ubiquitin specific peptidase 4 (gene usp4). NCBI's taxonomy places the organism in Eukaryota, Metazoa, Chordata, Actinopteri, Syngnathiformes, Syngnathidae. Gene Ontology annotation, biological process: protein deubiquitination. Gene Ontology annotation, cellular component: nucleus. Gene Ontology annotation, molecular function: cysteine-type deubiquitinase activity. The record is from RefSeq and is a predicted model, not a curated record.